Laetiporus sulphureus 93-53 is the source of this 993-nucleotide messenger RNA. RefSeq lists its product as uncharacterized. The transcript is spliced from 6 exons. Gene Ontology annotation, biological process: spindle assembly. The record is from RefSeq and is a predicted model, not a curated record. Lineage: Eukaryota; Fungi; Basidiomycota; Agaricomycetes; Polyporales; Laetiporaceae. Gene Ontology annotation, cellular component: cytosol; HAUS complex. Bases 63 to 782 code for a protein of 239 amino acids.
CCACGACAUGAUAGUGCUGUGGCGACGGGCACUUCAGAGGUUGAUGUGAACGGGACAGUGCCAUGGCGCAGCAAACACAAUCACCAAAGUCGUCGUUAGUUGGACAAAGCAUAUGCACAUCAUAUAGUCAAGAUCAGUCCCAAUCCUUGUACUACUCUCAGGACAAAUCCCAAUCUGUAAAGCAUCUUUUAGAAUGCCUACCGCUAUCACAGGAAAGCGAAAGGCCCCUUCUAGCAACCCUGGCUGAUAUAGCUGAUGCUCUCGCUAUUGACGAUUUGUCGUUUUCGCAUUUCGCAACUGCGAUCUCCGAGCUGUCCUCACAAGAAGUCUCUACCAGGCGUUCAUCUCUGCACAUGCGGCAUGCACGGGAUGAGCUUUCUAUGCACCUAGCAAUAGCUCAGCAUGAGGAGAUGCUCAUCAAACGAUGGUUGGAAGUCUUGCAGGCGGAACCCAACGCACAAGAUGGCACGUCCGCGUUGGAAAAGCGGAAGCAGGCGCUGCAUGCAAAGGCAAUGGAAUACAAGCGCGAGACAGACUCUUUGAAGCAACAACUGCCACAGGACCCGCCUUGUACGAUCUCAGAACUCUCUGCAUUCCAGAAACAAUUGAAAGACAAAGAGAACACGCUCGCAGAAAAACGUAGGAAAGUGGAAGCAUUCCAGGGUCUUCCCGCGAACAUUGAGCUUGCGCGUCAUGAGCUACGCAUUGCUAGAGACGAGCAAAUGAAACUCAUCCAGUUGAGGGAGAGACUAUUGGACCGCAUGGCAGUUGGAAUGUCUUGAUGGCCUCGCGUCUCCCGUUAAUCCACCGCAUCUUGUCAUCAGGGGGUCCCGCUGCAUGACAUCACAAGGCCUGAGUUUACCUUACUCUGAAGACGAGUUUUGUGACAAUGGCGGAUGUUUUCACCAUGGAUAUCUAUAUCAGGAUUCGGGACUCGCUGUUUUGACACGUCAAUGCUAGCUAGGACCAAAGGCCUCUGAAGAAUAAUUCUCG